Molecule: messenger RNA, 4406 nt
Organism: Labrus mixtus (cuckoo wrasse)
Lineage: Eukaryota; Metazoa; Chordata; Actinopteri; Labriformes; Labridae
Product: zinc finger protein 182-like
Exons: 3
Coding region: 460-1797 (445 amino acids)
Biological process (GO): regulation of transcription by RNA polymerase II
Cellular component (GO): nucleus
Molecular function (GO): DNA-binding transcription factor activity, RNA polymerase II-specific; RNA polymerase II cis-regulatory region sequence-specific DNA binding
Source: RefSeq, a predicted model, not a curated record
ACGCUGGUCAACAGCUAUAUUUUUAGCAUUAUUUUAAUGUUUUCUGGACCCUGGACGUGAUUGAACGGAAAUGUAUCCUGUUAGCUGUGAAGCUUUUAAUGUUUAAACCACCGGCUUCACCUCCGAAAGAUAAAAAAUAGUUCACAGCGUUUGUUUGUUCUUUUUGUUCGCAGUUUGUUUUUCAUACAGCUGCUGCAUUAAGCUAGCUAGCCCUGCUAAGCUAACAUAUUUAAGAGCUACACUGAAUCAAAGAUCUCCAUUUCAUCCUCCUGGUUCUUGUGACUGAGUCAGAAAUCUUCUCCUGCCAGCUCUACAACAUGACGGUGUGUUUGCAGACAUGCCGGCCAGGGCACGGCGGGAUCUGAGGUCACAAAAAGUUCAAAAAGGAACUGUGGAAAUAUCAGGAGUGACGUGGAGGCAUCAGUCACAUCCUCUGAUUCUGAGCUGUGUUGUGGAGCUAUGAUGAGGACAGCCAAGAUGGAUCUGCUGAGAGCUCUGGUCAGCGAGCGUUUGUCUGCGGCUGCCCAAGAGAUCUUCAAGAUCGUGGAGAGAACAAUCAUCGAGUAUGAAGAGGAGAUGUCGUGUUCCAAGUGGGUGGUGGACAGAGACCGCAGACUGAUGGAUGUCUCCAAGGCACAUAGUGAAGGCUCUCUCCAGAUGUGUGCCACAGAUGUGAAGCUGCAGGCUGGUCAGCAGCAGCAGCAGCCUGCCAGCAUAGAGAUCAGUGUGUGCUUUAAUCCAGAAAACGGCCCAGAAUCAACAGGAGACCAUCCCAACCUGAGCGACAACCAUCCACACUCCUCUCCUGCCAGUGAAAAUGACGAUCGGCGUGACCAUGACAUCCUGAUGGAUGUUGCAGAUGACGGCGUUAAGCAGGAGUGUGACAUGGACACACAUUUUGAUACUCUCAAAAUGACGAAACCGUUCAAAUGUCCUGUUUGCUUCAGUGGGUUUGCUUCCAAAAGGACGAUGGUGCGUCACUUCAAAAAGCAUCCGGAGGACAGAUACUCCUCAUACCAGUGCCAAUUCUGCCCCUGCUACUUCUUUUGCAAAUCUGAAUUCAUCGUUCACACGAGGACACACCAAGGUGACAAUCCUGAGAUGUACCGAGAGCAGAUGGACCGACUGCUCGCUCACAGAGAGGAACACGCAGAGGAGAAACUAAAUCAGUGUCUCAGUGAAUCUGACAUCAACACAGCUCCUCUUAAUAUCACUCCUUAUGAUAAAAGUGAGUUUGAUCAGGAGUCUCUGCAGCCGCUGUGUCUUUACCAAAUCCAGACCGUCACUGACAUCGAUAAAGACUCUACAGCUGCUGAUCCAGUGACUCACAUUAAAACUGAACCCACUGAGUGUGGAGUGUCAGACGGCGCCACGGGUGAUUCUCUUCUCCUUUCAGUGAAUCAAGGAGAGAACGAGCCGAAACAUUUCAACUUAAAAAACAUUGUAGAAAAAAGAGCGUCCGAAAAAUCCACAGAGCUCGUCGUUCAGUUUGAAGCAGGACGAGCGCAGAAACCCCACAAGUGUCCGUGCUGCUCCAAAAGUUUCUCCCUCAACAAAACAUUAUUAAGACACUUUAAGAUCCACACACACGACAAAGCGUAUCAGUGCCAGUUGUGCGGCAGGAAGUUCUGUCAAAAGUCAGACCUGGCCAAUCACACGAGGAUACACACAGGAGAGAGACCCUAUCAGUGCCCUACGUGUCACAAGUCCUUCGUACAGAAAGGAAACCUGAGCGUUCACAUGAGGAAACAUGCAGAUGAGAAACCGUCAGUGCCCAGAGUGCAGCUGCAGCUUUGAUCACAAGUCAACGUUAGUGUUUCAAAUGCAGAGACACACUGAGAGAAGUUUUCAGCUUUGUCCCAAACCUCAGUUCUUAGUUUUAUAUUACUGUAAGGACUUCAUGUCCAUCUUCACAAAAUGUCUUUUGAGGGCCUUUCAGAUAGGACACGAUGUGUGCUGCGCUCGCCGCAGAGCAGAAGGGGAGGGCACACGACCAAAAAGCAACAUCACCCGUUGCUAGGUGACCGAAACAAUAGUGGUUAAAAAAAGCUACUUUUUGAACGUGUGUAAGUAGAAAGUAGAAAGCUCUGAUCUUUCUACUGCUGAGGAGGAGGAGACGAGCAGCACAGAAGGAGAGGGUGUGUGUUCAGGCUCGUCCAGGAGCUGCAGCCACUACACAAGUAUGACACAUUUCUGCUGCUGCUUUUAAAACAGCUAAUACGCCCAAACUGUUGGUCAUGUCUUUUCAAACUAUUCUCUCCGAUGUCCCGGUAGGGACUAGAGCUCAGGAAAGUGGGACACCGUAUGCGUUAACCUGAUAUUCCCUCCAAUUGGUAAAAUGUUUUUAACUUUGCGCAUGAACGGCUACGCUGUGUGUGGCACAACACGUAGACAAUAAACGAGCUUGACAGCGGCACACAACUCCCACUGCGUCCUAUCUGAAAGGCCUUUUAGUGUUCAACCACGGCUCAUUGGGGAAAAGUGAAGCGACAUAAAAAUCCAGAUGGUAUCGGUAACCAAAAACAUAUUUAUUUACAAAGCAGUAGGCUACAUUUGGUGGCAAAAGAUGAGAAAACGAAAAGGCCACAGAGUGCUGUUUGACUUUAAACAUGAGGAAAACAGGAGGAGGACUCUAAAUGAGAACGUUUGGGAGUUAAGUAAUCUUUCUCUGGUCAAUUUCCAAGAACAGCUUUUUGAGCAGAACCUACCGUAAAAUAAAUGCUGCUUAUCUUUUGAGUUGGACCAGAACCAAUAAAAUGUAGCCAUAAACAUUAAGCUGCUGUUAUUUCACAUAUAACUCAACAUGGAUACAUUUUUGAAUCUAUAUAAAGGUCUAAAAGUUGUGUAAUGUUAUUUUAAAUUUCACAGCUGGAAAAAAUGACAAAAAGCAGCAAAUUCCAAAAACAGCUGGUGAGUCUGUUUAGUUGUUUCUGAGGUCUCAGUGUUCAUCUUCAAAAUGCUCUAUGUAGGUGUUUAACUCAGAUUUAAGUCUUGUCAUAUUGUUGUGUGUGAAGACAACAUGUUCUUGAAACAGUUGGAGACUUAUAUCAAAGUGACUACCAACUUUUUGUACUUGGAGUCCUUCCUACUGAAAUCUCUGAAACGCAGAGCCCCUCAGGACCCGCACAGAAAAAGUGAUACAUUAGGCCACAAGUAUUACUUCAGAUAAAGGUCUUCUCAUGUUGUCCUGUGUUUAUUACAUGAUGUUCUUGAAGAGGUUGGAGUUGUGUCUUUAAGUGAACUGUAAUCUCAGAAAAGGACCCACACAGAAAAAGUGAUACAUACUGUAAAAACUGGACUUACGUUUUGAUAGUUGUUAAAUGUCUCUUUUCUGGUAUAAACUUAGAACAGACCAGUUCUUAUGAAAAGAUCUUUGUACAAACUAUCCUGUAAGAGUUAAGUUCAGAUGUGCGAAACAAAUCCUUCUCCAGAGAUCUUUGGUGCGCCCUCUUGAGGGGUUCAGAACGCCAUGUGGGUAACCAUUAAUUCAUCCAACUGUAAAUCAAAGAUACCUCAGUGUUGUACAGAACUUUUAUUAUGAAUGAAAGAUCGGAUUUAUUUGUCAUGGUUUGUGGUUUUACACGUAAAGAACCAACUAACCCAGAACUUCCACCAGAUACGUGUGCAUUGCGUGUCCGCUCCGUGCUCCCUCGUUCGUCACCACCUACAGGCUGAGCACAGCCGGACAACUGGAGUGACUUUACAGAUUCACUCCCGGCAGCCCGAGAUAAUACGAUCUAUGUGGUAAAAAAAACAAAACGUAUAAAACCAUUUAAAACACACAAACAAACACACAUACGGUCAUUGUUCUGAACCGUCUAAAUGGAGAGUUUUACUCAGAACAUAAACCGGAUGUUUUAAUGAUAUUCUGACUUCCCGUCGCGCUCGAUCUUUUCUGUAGUAAAUUGACGCUCUGUGCUCCGGCAUUCAGCAAAAAUAGAAGCCUUGUGUAUCUUCUAUGGAGGGCUCCAGACUGCCGGAGCUGAAGACACUUCACCCCUGUUCUAGAGCUGAGUAUUGUCCACAAGCUCGCAAAUAAAUUUAAUUUCAAUUCUUUGGGUCACGAUUGGAUUCAAUAUUUCUUAAUAUCGAUAUCUACGCAUAGAUGAGAGAAAUACCCAGAUAACUUAAAACUGUAUUUAAUCGUUGUAUAAGUCUUUAAUUAACAGAAUAAAACAUGAAAGUACAGUAUGCAGAAGUAGGACGGCGCCCCCACUGGAGUGGGGCGUCAUUACAACGGAAAUAAUCGAUCCUAGGAUUUCCCUGAAUUCAUAUUGAUUUGGGGAAAAAUAUAACUGCAAAGCUGAUUGAUGAAUCGAUAUUUUUAACCAGCCCUACCCUGUUCCAAUUGCCUGGACGAUUGUCUGUUUAUCCGUUUAUUUAAUAAAGUUAGUAGUUUUCUUUAA